Chroicocephalus ridibundus (black-headed gull) is the source of this 1270-nucleotide messenger RNA. It is a transcript of the gene MEOX1, whose product is annotated as mesenchyme homeobox 1. Gene Ontology annotation, molecular function: DNA-binding transcription factor activity, RNA polymerase II-specific; RNA polymerase II cis-regulatory region sequence-specific DNA binding. The transcript has 3 exons. Gene Ontology annotation, biological process: positive regulation of transcription by RNA polymerase II; somite development. Gene Ontology annotation, cellular component: nucleus. Lineage: Eukaryota; Metazoa; Chordata; Aves; Charadriiformes; Laridae. The record is from RefSeq and is a predicted model, not a curated record. Bases 207 to 953 code for a protein of 248 amino acids.
UUUUCCACUCGGGACAAUGAAGAUGUUUAGAAGAGUUCCCAAAGUAACAAGUCUGCAACAGCAUAAAACCCACAAAAAAACUGUUGUUUAGGAAGGAAAUCUAUUCCAUAAAAUUUGGAAGAUUUCCUCUCUGCUCCUCUUCUGAUUUUUGAAGCCUGAGCUGUAACCGGUCACGAACACUGGCGUGUGGACAGGAUUGGAAGCAAAUGGAUCCCACCAGCAGCAGCUGCAUGCGCAGUCCACAACCUCCUGCCCCGCUUUGGGGGUGCCUGCGGAGCACCCCCGCAGAUGUCAGCACAGCAGCAGGGCUGAACCACUACCCACCGGCACCGUUCUCCUUCCGUCAAAAAUCAGAUUUUGCUGCUUACUCUGAUUUCUCAACCUCCUGCCUGGUGACUGCUCCCCAUAGCUUCCCGCGUGAGGAGCGAGCGUUUGUGGAGCAGCACCCCUCCUUCCAACACUCUGACUGGCAUUUUGCAGCAACUGAGGCCAGAAGACGACUAAACCCAGGACUGGCCUUGGGUUCUGAGGAGUCAGAAGGCAGCAGCCCAAAUCUAGUGAGUGCGGCAGUGGGUAUGACUGAAGACGAUGAGGUACCUGUAAAUACUACAAAUGAGACUGAGAAAAAGUCGUCCAAAAGAAAAAAGGAAAACUCAGAAAACCAGAACUCAAGCAGCAAGGCAGAAACGAGCAGCAAAUCCCGGAAGGAAAGGACAGCUUUCACAAAGGAGCAGCUACGGGAGCUGGAAGCUGAAUUUGCCCACCAUAACUACUUGACAAGGCUCAGGAGAUAUGAGAUAGCUGUGAACCUGGAUCUCACCGAGAGACAAGUCAAAGUAUGGUUUCAAAACAGAAGGAUGAAGUGGAAACGUGUUAAAGGUGGGCAACCGGUGUCACCGCAUGAACACGACCCAGAAGAUGGGGACUCAGCUGCCUCCCCCAGCUCUGACUAGUUCUUGCAGCAACGGGAGAGGAGUACGGGGAAAGUAACUGAUCAGAAAGCGGAUGCAACACUGCUCCGGGUCAGCUCCACCGUGAGAUGAGCCUGCUCGCAAAACCUGUAGCCCUGAGUCUUUAAAAGGUGUAUGACGCUUUAGUUUACAGAGGCGAUUAAAGGACGCAGGGGAAAAAAGCCAAAGGAGGGCACAAUUUUGAUUUUUGUCUGAAUGAAUUUAACUUUCUCUGGAAUUGUCUUACUACCACAGCUGUGUCUUCAGAAUAAAAGCUAACGAACACUGAAGGUAAAACAGGAGUAAUAUUGUCUAGGCUC